Molecule: messenger RNA, 1772 nt
Organism: Triticum aestivum (bread wheat)
Lineage: Eukaryota; Viridiplantae; Streptophyta; Magnoliopsida; Poales; Poaceae
Product: cell division cycle-associated protein 7
Exons: 5
Coding region: 115-1524 (469 amino acids)
Biological process (GO): regulation of DNA-templated transcription
Cellular component (GO): nucleus
Source: RefSeq, a predicted model, not a curated record
ACCUCAAUCUAACCGUUGGGGUUUCCCGGCUUCCUCCCCUUCCCCCCAAAUCCUCGCCGCCGCACCACCUCGGAGAAAGAGAAGCCCCGGCCGCCGCCGCCGCCGAAAGAAGCCAUGGCCGCCACCCAGCCCAUCGCCAGCGCGGAGACCUCCCCGGCAGCACAGGCGAAGCGCCGCGGCCGGCCCCCCAAGGCCCCGCUGGCGGCCGAGGUCGAGGCGCCGAGGACCCCGUCGCCCGUGUCCCCGCUGACGGCCGCGGCGGAAGGCUACGAGAGGGAGCGGGAGGCGAGGAUCAAGGAGAACAUGGAGCGGAUGCAGAAGCUCGGCCUCGUCGACCUCGCCACCCGCUUCAACCAGUCCGCCACCCCCGCCGGCACCGGCACCGGUCGCGGCCGCUGGCGACGGAGGCCGGAGACGCCGGGCUCCCCCGACGCCGCCGCUCCCAGGAUCAGGACCGCCUCCCCGAUGCCGGCGCGCCGGUCCCUCAGGUUGAAGAGCGUGGAGCCAGUUAGAUAUGUUGAAAUUUGUGAAAAGAAGGAGAAGGGUCUUGAUGGUGGAAGGCCUUUCUCUAUUGAGGAAGGGUGCAAGGAAGAAGUCUACACUGAAGAGCAUGAGAAGCUUUUAGGUACAUGUGGCACACCCUGGACUCUCUUUGUGGACGGUUGUGGCAAGGACGGUAAGCGCAUCUAUGAUCAAGUGAGGGGCCAAACCUGUCAUCAGUGCCGCCAGAAAACUCUGGGUCAUCAUACAAGAUGCUGUAAUUGCCAGAUUGUCCAAGGGCAGUUCUGUGGAGAUUGUUUGUACAUGAGGUAUGGUGAGAAUGUGCUGGAAGCUAAGAGCAAUCCUAAUUGGACAUGUCCAGUUUGCCGUGGCAUUUGCAAUUGCAGCAUCUGCAGAACUAAGAGAGGAUGGUUCCCUACUGGCAAUGCGUACCGGAAGGUUGUCAGGCUUGGGUACAAAUCCGUGGCACACUAUCUCAUUGCAACAAAUAAGGCAGGAGCAAACUCAGGAGAUUCAAGCUCAGCUGACUCCUCAAACGAGCUGCCAUCUGCCGAUGAGGUCUCUGAGCACGCACCAGUUGCCAAGCAGGAUGCUGAUCUGAGCAGCAACGCUAUGAAUGAUGCUGGUGAAGUUGAGCAGAAGGAAGGAAACAUGAAGAAGAAGGCAGCUGUCAAGGAUGAAGCCAAGGCCCAGAGGAAGAAGAUCACUGCUGAUCUGAGCAGCAACGCGGUGAAUGAUGCUGGUGAAGUUGAGCAGAAGGAAGGAAACAUGAAGAAGAAGAAGGCAGCAGCUGUCAAGGAUGAAGCCAAGGCCCCAAGGAAGAAGAUCACUGCUGAUGUGGUCUGCAAGGAUGAUGGCAGGAGCGAGUCCGGGGUGACAUUUGAUUCUCUGGAAUGUCACCAGGAUGUCGGCUGCGUCACUCCAUCCAAGCCGGAGCCGAAGAAGAAGAGGAAGUGGGUCGAAGCAAGAAGCCCCGACUGCGUCGCGAGCAGGCUGCGCUCCCGGUCUGCUCCCAAGUCAUGAGCACUUGAUCUUAUGAGGGUCGACGACUCCUUUUGCGUGGGCGAUUAUCUGUCACUGGCAUGAUUCUGGUUUGUGGUGUGUUUUGGUUCGUUAGUCGUCGUCGUUUAGUUGCUGUAGGUAAUUGCGGGAAGCAAUGAUGGACGUGGCUGGUGUGGUGUGUGGACUUGCUGUGUAUGACCCCUCCAUUUUGUUGUGACCUUGACGCUCUGGUUUAUCGUGUUGGCCUAUCAACCUAGUGUUUCUGUUCA